Carlito syrichta (Philippine tarsier) is the source of this 2961-nucleotide messenger RNA. It is a transcript of the gene GRIPAP1, whose product is annotated as GRIP1 associated protein 1. The transcript is spliced from 25 exons. Lineage: Eukaryota; Metazoa; Chordata; Mammalia; Primates; Tarsiidae. The coding region runs from base 30 to 2462 and encodes 810 amino acids. Gene Ontology annotation, cellular component: postsynaptic recycling endosome; extrinsic component of postsynaptic early endosome membrane; glutamatergic synapse. Gene Ontology annotation, biological process: neurotransmitter receptor transport, endosome to postsynaptic membrane; regulation of modification of synaptic structure; regulation of recycling endosome localization within postsynapse. The record is from RefSeq and is a predicted model, not a curated record.
AAAGCUGGCGGGGGGGUGGGGGGAGGAACAUGGCGCAAGCUCUCUCUGAGGAGGAGUUUCAGCGGAUGCAGGCUCAGCUCCUGGAACUCCGGACAAACAACUACCAGCUUUCAGAUGAACUACGCAAGAAUGGUGUUGAACUUGCCAGUCUUCGACAGAAGGUCGCCUACCUGGAUAAAGAGUUCAGCAAAGCUCAGAAGGCACUGAGCAAGAGCAAGAAAGCUCAGGAAGUCGAGGUACUGCUGAGUGAAAAUGAGAUGCUGCAGGCAAAGCUGCACGGCCAGGAGGAGGACUUCCGUUUGCAAAACAGCACGCUAAUGGCGGAGUUCAGCAAGCUCUGCAGCCAGAUGGAACAGCUGGAGCAAGAGAACCAGCAACUGAAGGAGGGGGCUGCUGGAGCAGGAAUUGCCCAAGCUGGGCCCCAUGUGGAUGGGGAACUGCUGAGACUACAGGCUGAAAACACAGCAUUGCAGAAGAACGUGGCAGCCCUGCAGGAACGCUAUGGAAAAGAGGCUGGGCAGUCUCCAGCUGUCAAUGAGGGCCAAGGGGAUCCUCCAGGGAGUCUGGCCCCUGCUGUCAUGGCCCCCAUGCCAUUGGCAGAAGUGGAGCUGAAAUGGGAAAUGGAGAAAGAAGAAAAGAGAUUGCUCUGGGAGCAGCUGCAAGGCUUGGAGAGCUCAAAGCAAGCUGAAACAUCCAGGCUACAGGAGGAACUUGCUAAGCUCUCUGAAAAACUGAAAAAGAAACAAGAAAGUUUUUGCCGUCUGCAGACAGAAAAGGAGACACUAUUUAAUGACAGCAGGAACAAAAUUGAGGAGUUACAACAGCGGAAGGAAGCUGAUCUCAAAGCGCAACUGGUUCGAACCCAAAAGCUGCAGCAGGAACUUGAGGCUGCCAAUCAGAGCUUGGCAGAGCUGAGAGAUCAGCGGCAGGGGGAGCGCCUGGAGCACGCAGCAGCUUUGCGGGCCUUACAAGAUCAGAUCCAAACAGCAAAGACCCAAGAACUGAAUAUGAUCCGAGAACAGACUACUGGGCUAGCAGCUGAGUUGCAGCAGCGGCAGGCUGAGUAUGAAGACCUCAUGGGACAGAAAGAUGACCUCAACUCCCAGCUCCAGGAGUCAUUACGGGCCAAUAGUCGGCUGCUGGAACAACUUCAGGAAAUAGGGCAGGAAAAGGAGGAGUUGACCCAGGAACUACAGGAGGCUCGAAAGAGUGCUGAGAAACGGAAGGCCAUGCUGGAUGAGCUAGCAAUGGAGACACUGCAGGAGAAGUCCCAGCACAAGGAAGAAUUGGGAGCGGUCCGUCUACGGCACGAGAAGGAGGUGCUGGGGGUGCGUGCCCGCUAUGAACGUGAGCUCCGAGAACUGCAUGAAGACAAGAAGCGGCAGGAGGAGGAACUCCGUGGGCAGAUCCGGGAGGAGAAGGCCCGAACACGGGAGCUGGAGAAUCUCCAGCAAACAGUGGAAGAACUUCAAGCUCAGGUACACUCCAUGGAUGGAGCCAAGGGCUGGUUUGAACGGCGCUUGAAAGAAGCUGAGGAAUCCCUGCAGCAGCAGCAGCAGGAACAAGAGGAAACCCUCAAGCAGUGUCAGGAGCAGCACACUGCCGAGCUGAAGGGCAAGGAGGAAGAGCUGCAGACUGUGCGGGAUCAGCUCCAACAGGCCCAGGAGGAGCGGGACUGCCACCUAAAGACCAUUAGCAGCCUGAAGCAGGAGGUGAAGGACACGGUGGAUGGACAGCGGAUCCUGGAGAAGAAGGGCAGUGCUGCGCUCAAGGACCUUAAGCGGCAGCUGCACCUGGAGCGCAAACGGGCAGACAAGCUACAGGAGCGGCUGCAGGACAUCCUCACCAACAGCAAGGGCCGCUCAGGUCUUGAGGAGCUGGUUCUCUCAGAGAUGAACUCACCAAGCCGGACCCAGACAGGAGACAGCAGUAGCAUCUCCUCCUUCAGCUACCGGGAGAUCCUGCGGGAGAAGGAGAGCUCAGCUGUUCCAGCCAGGUCCUUAUCCAGCAGCCCUCAGGCCCAACCCCCUCGGCCGGCAGAGCUGUCAGAUGAGGAAGUGGCUGAGCUCUUUCAGCGGCUGGCAGAGACACAGCAGGAGAAAUGGAUGCUGGAGGAGAAGGUGAAGCACCUGGAGGUGAGCAGCGCCUCCAUGGCAGAGGACCUCUGCCGGAAGAGCGCCAUCAUUGAGACCUACGUCAUGGACAGCCGGAUCGAUGUGUCUGUGGCAGCAGGCCACACAGACCGCAGCGGGCUGGGCAGCGUCCUGAGAGACCUAGUGAAGCCAGGCGAUGAGAAUCUUCGGGAGAUGAACAAGAAGCUGCAGAACAUGCUGGAGGAGCAACUCACCAAGAAUAUGCACUUGCACAAGGACAUGGAAGUUCUGUCCCAGGAAAUUGUGCGGCUCAGCAAGGAGUGCGUGGGGUCUCCUGACCCAGACCUAGAGCCAGGACAAACAAGCUAAAGAUCUGCAGGCUGCACCCACUCCCUCCCCUUCCCACCCCCCAGGGUGCCAAUCCCUUGGGCUGUGGUGGGAAAAUGAGGACCAGAGCCAAAAUCGAAUAGGUUGGGAGACUGGACAUUAAAGGAGCUGGAGGCUUGAUGGCUGCUGUUAAUGAUCCUGUCUUAAGGCAGAGGCCACUGGGGAGUGGGGAUCCUGAGGAAAGGGGCAGGGAUUUCUUCUUCUUGACCCUGGCUCUCGAGGGCUUCUGCCUUCCUCUCUGCAUGAGCUCUCCCUCCCAGAGACCAACUCUUUUUUAUUUUAUUUUAUUUUUUAAUUUAUGUCUGGAGCCUGGCUACUCUGCAUUUGGGAUCGGGGAUGUUGGGUGGGGGUGUGGUCCAUGUUCAGCGUUCUAGCAACGUGUGUGUGUGUGUGUGUGUGUGUGUGUGUGUGUGUGUGUGUGUGUAUGUGUAUGUAAAGGCUGUGCAGCCAAAAUACCAUCUGGCCAGAUGGGCCCACCCAC